CACAGCCUAAUGUAUUCUUCCACCGCACAUUCUCAUGCUUUUCUGCUUCCUUUUCUUCUCAGCCCCGCCCCGCUUGCACUUCACCUACCUAUACAGCUAUAGCUAGUGGCACCCACGACAACCACACCUAUUCUAAUCUCUGAGCCCUAUAUCUUUCAUGACUUUUGCCGUCUGAUUGUUAUAUAUUAUGAGAGUUUCUUUCUCUUUGAGUUCGCCAUGAAAUUUGAAGACCUACUAAUGCAACGAAGCGACGAGCGGCAGAGAAGACUCGACCUCGAGGAAGAGGUCAAGGAGUUACAAGCAGAACUAGACGGGGAAGAGGCACUCAACAGGGUUUUGCGCUUUGCACUACAAGGCCCAGUUUCCUCCCAUUUAAGUCUUUCCUCAUUGGUUCCACCUCAGGUUCAGGUGCUUCUGGAAGAGCUAGCAAUGGUACAGGAAGAGAUAACAUGGCUGGAGAGAAAAGUUGAGGAACUGAAAUUAAGGUUGCACCAAGAAAGGGAAGAGAACAAAGAAAGGGAAAUCCAGCAGUUAAGAAGGCUGCCAGAAAAUAGUCAUGACUUGCUAUGUGUCCCUGAUAACUGGUCAUUGCUUGAUGACCAGCGUUCCAGAUCACAAAAUUAUGAUGAUUUUAGGAAAGAGAGGAUCACAAGGCAAAGAAGACUUUCGUUGGGUUCUGUUUCAGAAAUUCUAAGCAUGCCUUCUACAAGAGCCAAUGAAGAAUAUCAAAUGUUGAGGAGGCAUGCCAGGAGAAUGAACCGAUAUCAACACCAUAUUAAUAAAGAAGCUGCCUUCGAGAAACCAAAUGAACUCUCAGAGAAACUAAUAAAGUGCCUAAUCGGCAUAUUUCUUGAGCUAAACAGGGCAUCCCUGGACAGAGAAGGAUCCGCUGUAGUUCCCAAGCUUACUCUCCCCUGCAUGAAAUCAAAAGGCUUCAUAGCAAAGACCACAUUCAACUCGUGCAGAACAGUACCCACAUUCCUAUUCAAUGACAGCACCUCCAAUCUCGAUCCUUAUAAUGGCAUGUUGGCAGAUUUAGAUGGCGCUGUCAGGGAUGUUGGUCCAUACAAGAACUUCAUCCAAAUCACAAGAAGCUCAAUAGACAUCGGCCGGUUCUCGGAGUGCUUACCGGCGAUGAGGAAACUGAGGGUUUUGAUGCACAAGCUAUGCAAUGUCAACUUGACAUUUUUGACCUACAAGCAGAAGCUAGCAUUCUGGAUCAACGUCUACAAUGCCUGUAUAAUGCAUGCUUUUCUAGAACAUGGGCUACCCUCUACACAGGCGAAACUACUUGUGCUUAUGAACAAGGCAGCAGUGAAUGUGGGAGGAAUAGUACUGAAUGCUUUGGCUAUCGAGCAUUUUAUUCUCCGACAUCCAUAUGAACCACAGCAAGGCCCAUUGGAUGAGAAGGAAACACUGCUAAGGCAUGCCUAUGGUCUGGGGUAUCCAGAACCCAAUGUCACAUUUGCUCUUUGCCGGGGCAGUUGGUCCUCCCCAGCAUUAAGGGUGUACACUCCAAAUGAAGUAGUGAAUGAACUGGGCAGGGCAAAAGUGGAGUAUCUGGAAGCUUCAGUGGGAGUCACCAGCAAGAGAAAGAUUGUAGUGCCCAAGCUUCUGCAAUGGCACAUGAGAGAUUUCGCAGAUGGCAUGGAAUCUCUACUAGAAUGGAUUUACAGCCAAUUGCCGCGCUCUGGGUCAUUGAAAAGAUUGAUGAUGGAAUGUCUAAAUGGGGAAACAAGAUCUCGUAUAACAAAAAUGGUAGAAAUCCAACCUUAUGAAUCUGAGUUCCGCUACCUACUGCCUUUCUAAAAAGAAGAAGAAGAAGCAGCUCAGUAUAUUACGAUUGUAAUUGUUUUUAGUACAACUCUACAGAGAUUUUUAGUCCAUAACGUUAAAUGCUAAAUUCCAAAUUAUUCUCGAAAGAGUUGAGAAUAAGAAAGAGAGACAGAAUUAACAUGGUUCGACCAUAUAAUCUACAUUCACAUGUUAAAGGUUACAUCUUUCCUUGAUUAUUUGAUUGUAUAUAAAACUCUAUUUAU
Alnus glutinosa is the source of this 2039-nucleotide messenger RNA. RefSeq lists its product as uncharacterized. Bases 217 to 1809 code for a protein of 530 amino acids. The record is from RefSeq and is a predicted model, not a curated record. Lineage: Eukaryota; Viridiplantae; Streptophyta; Magnoliopsida; Fagales; Betulaceae. The transcript has 9 exons.